Molecule: messenger RNA, 1240 nt
Organism: Prunus avium (sweet cherry)
Lineage: Eukaryota; Viridiplantae; Streptophyta; Magnoliopsida; Rosales; Rosaceae
Gene: MYB59
Product: myb domain protein 59
Biological process (GO): regulation of DNA-templated transcription
Cellular component (GO): nucleus
Molecular function (GO): DNA-binding transcription factor activity; sequence-specific DNA binding
Source: RefSeq, a predicted model, not a curated record
AACAACAAGAAGGAGAAAGUAGCAGCAGAACAGAAGCAAUCAAAAGACCCAAGGCCACAAGCUUGGGAAUCGUAAAAAGAAAAGGGAAAGAGAAAAUUUAUCAAUCAUGAAAAUGGUUCAAGAGGAAAUCAUCAGAAAGGGCCCAUGGACAGAGCAAGAAGACUUCAACCUGGUGUGCUUUGUGGGCUUGUUUGGAGACAGACGUUGGGACUUCAUAGCCAAGGUUUCAGGUUUGAAGGUGGCGGGAGAGAAAUAAUAGGUUUGAACAGAACAGGUAAGAGUUGCAGGUUAAGAUGGGUUAAUUACUUGCACCCUGGCCUCAAAAGAGGCAAGAUGACCCCUCAAGAAGAGCGCCUGGUGCUUGAGCUCCACUCCAAAUGGGGAAAUAGAUGGUCGAGAAUUGCUAGAAAAUUACCUGGGAGGACAGAUAAUGAGAUUAAGAAUUACUGGAGGACUCAUAUGAGGAAGAAGGCACAAGAGAAAAAGAGGGCUGCAUCCCCAUCAUCAUCUUCUUCCCACUGUUCUUCAUCCUCAAACAUCACCUCAACUGAAGGAGGAGCAAGCUUUUAUGACACAGGUGGGCUUGAAAUCAAGGCAUCAUCAGGAGCAAAGAAAACUGGUGGAGAUCAUCAGGAGCAAGAAGAUGAAAAAAAAAGGGACCAAAAGGAGUACUCACUUGAUGAUAUAUGGAAGGAUAUUAAUCUGCCAGAAGUGAACAGUAUUGAACCAGUUUACAAUGGCUAUAGUGAAGAAGCCUGCAACAUUAUUUCUUGCCCUUUAAUGGCUUCUCCAGCACCAUGGGAGUAUUGCCCUGACUCUCUAUGGAAAAUGGAUGAAGAGGAAAGUAAGAUGUUUCUCCCAACUACAAGUGACCAAUUUCUAUCCUGUUUUGAAUAUGGAAAAGCAUCUCUAACUGGCUGAUUGGGAUUUUAUUUAUUAAGAUUUGUUCAUAUGUGAAAUAGGGUCUUAAGGAAAGCUCCUCUAACCUGUAUAAUAACAUGGGUAUGAUCUCAGAUGAUCUCUAAGCUCUUUUUUUCUUCCUGAAAUCUGGGUCUGGUCUGCACGUCAGCUGCAGAUCACUUGUUUUUAUGCAUUACUUUACUCUAGUUCCUGUCCUCUAUAUCCUUGUGUGUGUUUUUCAAUUUUCAGUGAGGAAGAGAGAACUUCAAAUUUACCAUAUGAUGUUGUUGCUGUGGUAUGUCCAUGGAAGUAUGUUGUAUAUAUGUCUUUUGAGAUUUAA